Molecule: messenger RNA, 1311 nt
Organism: Armigeres subalbatus
Lineage: Eukaryota; Metazoa; Arthropoda; Insecta; Diptera; Culicidae
Product: phytanoyl-CoA dioxygenase domain-containing protein 1-like
Exons: 4
Coding region: 1-1191 (396 amino acids)
Source: RefSeq, a predicted model, not a curated record
AUGUGCGCUAACGUGGUCACGCACAGCGUGAACGCGGGUCACGUCGAACAACAGCGUUCCGCCGUCUCUAAACCAUCGCACACCGGACACUCGGCGAGGCCAGGUCCGAACCGGCAAUUACGCAGGGCCGUGCCCGCUGGCCCCAUACCUCAGAUGGACAGAGCAACGCUAGCCGAGCUUGCGCCAGCUGGCAUAAACUCGCAGAGCCAUUGGACAUCAUCCGGGACAUGCCACUAUAGCUGUGGAGGCACGCGCAGGCGUAAUGACGUGGCUACCAAAGUGACGUGUUGUGACCAACCAAAUGAGCAGAGGCAAGCUAGUAGGUUUUUACGAUUUUCUGUUUUAUCAUUUCAGAUAUUGGAAAACGGUUACACCGUAAUUGACGACUUCCUGACUCCCGACGAGGUUAGUGAGGUACUGGAAGCAGGGAAAAAUCUUCACAAGGAUGCCCCGAAAGAGGAACGAAAAGUUUUUAGCACCAUCAAUUCCAGCAAAACUCAAAGCCGGGAUCAGUAUUUCAUAGAAAGUGGUGAUAAGGUUCGGUAUUUUUUCGAGGAAGGUGCUGUAGCAGAAAAUGGCGAACUAUUGGUUGAUCCUUCGGUGGCUCUGAAUAAAGUUGGACAUGCUCUGCACACGGAUCAUGCCGUUUUCAACAAAAUCACAUUCUCCAACCGCGUGAAGGAAGUGUGCUGGCAGCUCGGAUUCCAAAAGCCAGCCUGUGCACAAAGUAUGUACAUUUUCAAAAAUCCAGGUGUCGGAGGAGAAGUCAAACCGCAUCAAGAUGCCACCUACCUCUACACGGAGCCCAGCUCAACGAUCGGUUUUUGGAUUCCACUGGAAGAUGCCACGCUACAGAACGGUUGCCUGCAUUUCAUCAAGGGAUCGCACAAAAGUGGAGUGCAUCGAAGAUACCUCCGCAACCCGGACAAGUCAUCUCCAGAGCUUCUUGUUUAUGACCGCCCUGACCCCCUCUAUCCGCGGUCCAACUUCUGCGCAACCCCGGUAAGAGCAGGCUCGCUGGUCCUCAUCCACAGUCAGGUGGUGCAUCGAAGCGACGCGAACCGAUCGGACCGUAGCCGGCAUGCGUACACCUUCCACGUGAUCGAAACGGAAAACUCGACCUACUCCAGCGAGAAUUGGCUUCAGCCGCCGACCGAUCAGCCCUUUCCGGUGCUGUACGAGAGAGAUUGAGCGUCGAUCUUCCACCAGAAGGGAAGGAAGAAGCCAUGUGCCAUAGAUGAUGAUGUUUAUUUUUGUUAAUUCUCUUUAUUUCUGUGUAAAAAUAUACUUUCUAUUAUGAGUCAGCUUGAA